AGGUGACGAAUGAUUCAGAUUUACAGCGCUACGUAUGUUGCUGUUCAGUGAUUUUUUAGAUGCGCAUGAUGACCGAGGAUCCUUACGCGACCGACGGUUUUGCUGGUCCUCACAGCAAAAGGCCAAAGUUAAUUAGUAACGAAUUCAACGACAAGUUUUCAGAAGGAAAGAAAAUCAAUCUAAAAGGUUCUUCAAAUGCAGCGACACCUACGGAUGAAUCUGACCCUCAUAAUCGACAACAAUUCUCAACCACCAUUUCGUUUAAUAUCAACUCGGUUGAUAGUGAAAAGUUAAGUUCUCCCAAUUCGAUGACUGCCCUUUCUACAUCCUCAACAGCUACGGAUGAAAGUGGAUAUCAAUCAGGAGGAAAUUCUUCGACGCCCCAACCUUCAGUGACUAGCAAUGUGUCUAUGAAUGGUGUAUUUUCUGGCAACACAAACUUGGGAUUUUCAUCUCAAGGAGGACAGGUCUCAGUGGUGAUGACUAACAUGCAAACAUCCGGGCUGCAAUCUCAAAUACCAGCUGCAAAUGUGAACUUCAACAUUAACAAGCAAUUUAUACCUAACCCAGCUACUGGAAACAUGUACCAAACAAAUGGUCCACAGAAUUCAAACCUAGCGUUUAAUAUUUCAUCUGCGAACACAUCAGCGUCGCAAUACAUGCCAAUGAAUCCAGGCACGGCAUCUUACCAUCAGAAUUCAGUGGGCGCUAACAGGACUUUUACUCCUCCCGUGGAACCGAGCAGCUCUCAGAAAGACAUUUUGACCCGCCAACAGCUCAUAUUCUUUUUCUGCCACUCGAACGUCUGCAUAAUGAAAAAUGCUAAUAAUUCCAGACCAGCGUGCAAAGUUCCGCACUGCGCACAGAGCCGAAUGAUUCUGCAGCACUUGCAGAUGUGCGCUAAUAGUAGGUUCUGCAAUGUGCCAUCUUGUCAAGGACUGAGAUGGGCGAAGGAGCAUUACUCUAAUUGCAAAAACAUGUCUUGUAUUUACUGUGAGCCAGUCAGGAGAAACAGACCGGCUUUUGCUGCUGCUUCCACGCAGAAUAAUAUUAGUACCUCCAGUGACCUAAAGAAGAAAUUAAGAGACUGGAUCAUGUCUGAUGAGCCUUUGAAGAGGAGUGACAAUGGAGCAGGUAGAAAGAAUCCUCGCUUUGAGCUAAACAACAAGACUCGUCUCUCGUGCAUCGCCAACAUGGUCAGCGCCAUCAUUCCAUCAAACGACUCUUCUGCAAACCCACAGGGCUGCCUAUUGGCCAACGACGAUCAAGCACGUCAGGUGAUUGAUCUGACGAGACAAGUAGAAGUGGAAGUGUACUAUGAGGCCACCGACAAGGACCAGUACUUCGAGAUGAUGGCCAGGAAGAGCUACGAGUUCCAGAAGCGGAUGGAAGAGUUGCAGAACAAACAACAGACGACCCAGUUCCCCCCAGCCAACCACAGUCUGGGAAACUCACUAUCUUCUACGGGAGGCAGUAAUUGCACCUCUAGUGCUCCAGCAAAUGCAUUGAUGACAAAUGAUUCAAACUGCAGUUUACCCUCGAAUCACAUGGGCAACAAAGAUGUGGGCGUGAGCUCGAAUGGUUCCAUUCUGUCUUCGCUGUUGAACAACAGUCGAGACUCCUCGUCUCGGGGACCUCUGGUGUCCACAACUUCGGCAACCUUGUGCUCCACCUCCUUCACUGCGACAACUAACUCCUCUCAUGUCCCGUCGGCGGACUCAUCUAGUGCCUCUCAUUCACUCGACCAACCAAUCACAGCCUCUUCCUCCUCCUCCUCUUCUUCGUCACUAGUUAUAAAUAAUAACACACAAGUGACUAGUAGCUCCAACUCAUCUCUCUCUUCAUCCGUAAGCAAUUCCUUCGCUCAUGAUGCGAGUACAAAUAGCAGUUUAAACAGUGUCCAGGAGUCGCAUGGCGGCGAAGAUUCAAAUGAAAACGCAGCUGUAAAGAACGAACCCAUUAAGGACGAGCCUAUGGACACAACCCAGGCAAAAGAAUCUGCCCCUAGAAUCAAAGAGGAGCCUAUGGAUUCUAACGUGAAAACAGAAUCUUCGAGCGAAUCUAAGGACGCUUGUGAAAAGAAAUCGCCGGCUCAAACGACAACUUCAGACUCUCCUUCAAAUGACAUUAAAAAGGAGCCCGACGGGUCUUCCGAAUUGAAAUCCGAAUGCAAGCAGUCUUUACCCGGAGUUAUAAAACGAUUCACUAUUGACGAAAUACGACAAUCAUUGUGGCCGGUUCUGCAGCAUAUAAUUGGGGUUCCGGAAAGCGAACCAUUUCGAGUUCCUGUGGAUUACAAGAGUCUGGGUCUGACAGACUACCCGGAGGUGGUGAAGGAACCGAUGGACAUCUCGACCAUCAGGAAGAACAUGUUUGAUGAAGAGAAGUACUGCGAGGAUCCUUGGGGAUUCAUAUCGCACAUGCAGCUCAUGUUUGCAAAUGCAUGGCUGUACAACAGGAAGGCAACCAAGAUCUACAAAAGCACGACAAGGCUCAGUGAAAUUUUUUACGAGAAGAUUGACGAAGCAAUGCGUAGUCUGGGCUUCUGCUGCGGACAACAUCUCACCUUCAGCCCCAUCCCAAUCUACUGUUACCAGAAGCUGUGCCAUAUUCCUAGGGACGCCAAGUACUAUGUCUGGACGAACACGUCGCCUAAGACCGGUAUCCUCAGUGAGAAGUACAUCUAUUGUAACAAGUGUUUCAAUGAAACCUCCACUGGAAUUGACUGCGAUGAGUUCCCAGUUUCUGACGAACCAGGAGUGCCUGGCGCGCAAGUCCUCAACGUGCACAAAACUGCUUUCGAGCAAGUUACGAAUAACAGCGUCGAGUCGGAGAAGUUCGUGAAAUGCACAGGCUGCGGCCGGCAUUGGCAUGUGAUCUGCGCUAUGUAUCAGCCGGCUAUGGCGCCAGAUUUCCACUGCCCUACGUGUCUUAGAGUGCAAGGCGUUGGCUCUGGAUUUACCCUAAAUCAGACACAAGAGUUGUCCAAGUAUGCUGCUAGUCGUCUACCUACGAACAAGAUGGCAUCGUUUAUUGAGCGAAGUGUAAAUAAAUUCCUUAAACCGAAUGACUGCCCGCACGUCUCAAUUCGGGUACUGAGUUGUUCAACUAAAAUGGCGGAGGUGCAGCCAAAAAUGCAGUCCCGUUUUCCCGACUACCCCAAGCAGUUUCCCUACAGAAACAAAGCCUUGUUUGCCUUCACCCAAGUAGAUAACAGAGAUGUAUGUAUCUUCGGAAUGACCGUACAAGAGUAUGGCUCUGAUUGUCCACAGCCCAACACAAGACGGGUGUAUCUAUCCUACUUGGACAGUGUCUUUUUCUUCGAGCCGCGCAGGCUGAGGACAGCUUUAUACCACCGCAUCCUCAUCGCUUACUUCGACUACUGCAAGCAACUCGGAUACGACUACGCCCAUAUAUGGGCAUGUCCUCCGGGCGAGGGAGACGACUACAUAUUCCACUGUCACCCGAUUGAACAGAAAACACCGAAGCCUAAAAGACUGCAGGACUGGUACAAGCAAAUGUUGGAUCUAGCACAGGACGAGGGCAGCAUUGAGAACUACAGAGAUGUGCAAAGGGCAUGUGAAGACGCAAACCCAAACGGGUUCACGUCGGCAACACAGCUGCCCUACUUUGAGGGUGACUACUGGCCGAAGGUUCUGGAGGACCUGAUCACGCAAGUGGGCGACAAGGCCACAGCCAACAAUAGCAACUGUUCCACUUCUUCGGCUAAUAGCAUAGGUGGUACGAAUGGGGUGGGCACGAUCGAAGAAGAGAUCCAUAGUGUGGAGAGUGACCCCGCCAUGACCCCUGGAGCCCAGGAAGGAGACGUCGGCGCCAAUCCUCCCUCAGCUGAUCACAUGCAACAAUCGUGUGGAACCCCAAAUCCCCAAAACGUAGAUGAAGUUGCUUCCACGCCCCCUUCAAAUAUGACUGCAGACAAUGUCUCCAGUACAAAUAACAAUUCGACCGACAAAUCGCAGAAGCAGCCGCAGAGAAAGAAAAGCAAAAAAUGGAGUGGAAACUCAAGUAGUCGACACAAACAACGAAAGCAAGCUACUCUAGACUUAACAGAAAAGGUCAUACAAAACAUGAACUCGUGUCGUGAUAGUUUCUUCACAAUAAAGCUGCAGACAUUCAAGCAAGAUCCCGAAAAUGGUUCAGACUGCGAAAGGUCACCGACAGUAGCCUCGAAGUCGGAAAACCAAACCAGGAAAGGAAUCCAGGACCCGGAUCCUGAUGUACACUAUGAAAUGAUGGAAGGGCGCGACUCUUUUCUCCACAUGUCACGCGAGAAAUACUGGGAGUUCUCGUCUCUACGACGAGCCAGAUACUCAACUAUGUGCAUGUUGCACGAACUACACACUGCCGGAAACUCACUGUGCCCAGAUUCGAAGAAAGAUGGCCAAAAUGCAAAGGCAGAUGGUUCCCAGGGAUCUGCGACCGGAAAGUCUGCCGGGACAUCAAAGGCGGAGAUGAUGAACCAGUACAUCAAAGUAAUGGUGCACGCUACUACAUGCAGGAAUGCGAACUGUAUGAACCCUCCGCAAUGUGGACAGUUCAAGAAGCUUUUGUCUCACAUGAAGACCUGUUCACAGAGGAACAGUCAGCAGAAAACAAGUGGGGGUACAAGUAAAACAAACCAUAGCUGUCCCCAGUGCACUAACCUGUUCAAGAUGUUCAUCAAGCACGCAGAGACGUGCAACAAAGGAACGCAGCCUUGCUCAGUGCCAUAUUGUCAAGACAUAAGGCGCAGAAACAGUAGGCAAGACUUAAUGCUGCGACGACGAAUGGCAAUGAUGAUGCAAAGAACGAAUAGCAGUACCAGCAACAACGCGCCAUCUACUCCAACUGGACCGAGCGGCGCUAAUUCACCAGUGAGCAAUAACAACGGCUAUCUGAAUUCCCAGCCCCGCACACCCUAUGCUCCCAGUCCUAUUUCUGUGAAAGAUCAAUCGCUGCAACAAAACUCCGCGCAAAACGGGCCAGCAAACUGUCAACAGCCAACGGCGUCUUCAGACGCUUCUAUAGCGUCUUCCGCAUCUAUAGGUCUAUCGAGACCGAGUCAACCUCUUCAAACCGGCAACAGCAACCCUCCGCCAGGGGCUCUAGAAGCUGCCCAGAGAGCAAAAACGAUGGCUGCCAUGCAAUCUUCCACGCAGAUGAGUGUCUAUGGACCAAUGGCAGGAGGAGGCGGCGCCAGUUCUGUCACAGGUCCCACAUCUGGUAUGCCCUACAAUCCUAUUCCCAUCUCCUCCAUUGGUUCUCUUCCGUCAUAUCAGCACCAGCAGCAAACCAACUCCCCUUCAAUGGCUCCCCCUCUUCAGUCCAUGGCCGCAGCUGCCGGCGCCAUACAGGACCACUCCAUGAUGUACCACCACUCUAACCAUCCCGGGGCGAUGGACACAUCAGGACCCAAUGGGGGCGCAAUGUACAUGAAUGGCCCUGUAGUGUCCUCUUAUGGACCCCAUGGACAACAAAUGAUGAUGAUGUCACCACAUCAGGGAAUGAUGAGGGCAACGAGCAGCGGAGCUAUGUAUUACCAGACACCCAAUGGCCAAAUGCAGAUGGCCCAAAUGCAAAUGGGUCAUCCUAUGCGAGGCACCAUGAUGCGUGGCCCCAUGCCAGGGAUGAAUAUUGUAGGAGGACACCCUGUCCAUGCUUCCCAGAUGAUAAUGAGCAAUGCCUACGGGGGUCCACAAUUUGCUGGUGGACAUCCUCAGGCCUGGAGACCGGGAAUGGCAGGCGGAACUGGCCAACACCCCUCCCGAAUGCAGAUGCACCCCUCAAUGGUAGGAAUGCGCGCCCAAGUUCCAGCUAGUAUGAUGAUGAUGCAGCAAACCGGUGCUUCUCAUGGACCUUCGGGACAACCAAUGGGACCUGGAGGCGAUGCCUCCCAACACCAGCAGAAAUAUCUGGGAAGUGCACCUCAGUCCAUGAACCAAAACCCCCAAGUUUCGGGGAACUCUUUUGUAAAUGGGACAUCAGUUGGUCCCAAUCCUAACUCGUCUGGCAACGCGGCGCCAAAUAACUUACACCAAGCGGGCUCUUUGAAUUCAGGCGAGACUUUGCAGAAGUUUGCUGACUCCCUGUAAAACUGUAGGCUUGUUAUGACAUCGAAUAUCAAGAUUAUUUGAGUUAAAAUGCAUCUUGAAAGCGGAUUUGAUUUGAUCAAGAGAAGCUUUAUGGGUUGUAUUGUCCCUUUUUGUUGUAACUUAGCGAUACUUUAAUUUGAAUUUGCCAGAUUUAGAGAAAAGUUUAUCAAAUUUAUUGAAAUUUAUAGAAAAUUCCCUUGAUUUGACUAAUGAAGUCAAAUUCGAGGAUAAAUUUAUUGUACAAAUUUGAAAUACUCAAUUCUUCUUAACUACGUGUUUAUUUUCUUCUAGCACCAAAAGUUGCGACUGAUAAGUGCAAGACUUUUAGUUCGUUAUGAUGAUAUGCGUCUCAAUUUUGUUUAUAUUUCAAACUAUUGUGAUAACAACUGUGAUCUUACUAUUCUAGUUUUCGUUCCGAUAAAAUUUAUUCAUAUUUAUUUAAUCAUAGAUAUUCCUGAAAUGUUGCUCUCCUUUGAGUUAUUGUUGUAUUUCAAGUGUUGGUAAUGAACUAUUUUCUCAUUUACGGGUAAACUUAUUGAUUAGAAUUACGCCAAUGUAUUGUGGAGUUUCUUUUCAAUCAUAAUCGUCUCAGUCUGAAGCUGUUCCCAUUGAAAAAAUUGAAAACAGGUCGUAGCAAAAGUCAGAAAGCUUGAGGUUGAUGUACUAUUUUCUUGUGCUGUGUUACGAAUACGAAGUUUGGCUUUUGAGAAGGAAUUGUUGCUACCAGAACGUGUUAUGUAUAUAGCAACGUUACACCUUCAUUGUCAGUUAUUCGGCGCAAAUCAUUCGUUUCAGGGACUCUUAUUCAAACAAAAGUUACAGAAUUUUGUUUUUCAUCAGUUGAAAUUUUGCUCUUGAAUUUUUGGACAGUGACUGAAAUUACUGUGACUACAUCAGAAUGAAUAGUCUUUGAAGCUU
Symsagittifera roscoffensis is the source of this 7010-nucleotide messenger RNA. RefSeq names its product histone lysine acetyltransferase CREBBP-like. The record is from RefSeq and is a predicted model, not a curated record. The coding region runs from base 60 to 6092 and encodes 2010 amino acids. Lineage: Eukaryota; Metazoa; Xenacoelomorpha; Acoela; Convolutidae. Gene Ontology annotation, cellular component: histone acetyltransferase complex; transcription regulator complex. Gene Ontology annotation, biological process: positive regulation of transcription by RNA polymerase II. Gene Ontology annotation, molecular function: protein binding; transcription coactivator activity; histone acetyltransferase activity. The transcript has 16 exons.